This is a messenger RNA of Culex pipiens pallens (northern house mosquito), 11604 nucleotides long. RefSeq names its product intermembrane lipid transfer protein Vps13 (gene Vps13). Gene Ontology annotation, cellular component: extrinsic component of membrane. NCBI's taxonomy places the organism in Eukaryota, Metazoa, Arthropoda, Insecta, Diptera, Culicidae. Gene Ontology annotation, biological process: protein retention in Golgi apparatus; protein targeting to vacuole. The transcript has 20 exons. The coding region runs from base 426 to 10595 and encodes 3389 amino acids. The record is from RefSeq and is a predicted model, not a curated record.
CUGCGGUGGAAAAUCUGGUGGAUUUUUGGAAAAGUUUGAUUUGAGAUAAUUUGCGACGGAAUUUGUGAUGGUUUUUGGCAAGCGAAUGGAAGUUCCGGCUGCGCCGGAUAUGUUGCACGUUGUGGCAUGCAUAAACAGAUAGAAAGUUGUUUGGUAAUUGUUUAGGUUAAACCAAACCCGCAAUAAAACGCGAUUGUUUUUGUUACACCGUAGAGCAGAAGAAGAAGAAAAAACAGUCGAACAGGAAGUGGGAGGAAGAACCAUCACAGUGAUGUAGAUAAAGGUAAUAACAUUGACCGAGUGUGCUAAAAAUAGGGCAAAUAGUGAGGAAGAAAAAAAACAGCUGCACCACUUUGCAGCAUUGAACCAGAGUAAGGUUCUUCUCUAGAGUGUGUUAGGCGGAGAAGGGAGGACCAUUCGCCAGGAUGGUGUUCGAAAGUAUCGUGGCCGAUGUCCUGAAUCGGUUCGUCGGCGAGUACGUCGAGAAUCUGGACAAGAAGCAGCUCAAGAUUGGCAUCUGGGGAGGCGAUGUCGUCCUCAACAACUUGAUCCUAAAGCAGAGCGCCCUGAAGGAGCUGGAUCUGCCGGUGACGACGCUGUACGGUCACCUGGGCAAGCUGGUGCUCAAGAUCCCGUGGAAGAACCUGUACAGCGCCCCCGUCGAGGCCAUCGUCGACAAGCUGUACGUGCUGGCCGUUCCGAACACGGACGUUCGGUACAAUGUGGAAAAGGAGGAACGGGGCGCUUUCGAGGCCAAGAAGGCCGAGCUGGCUCGCAUUGAGGCGGUUAAGAAGAGCGAGGCGGACAAGGACAAGCCGGUGGCGGAUAAGACGUUUACGGAGAAGUUGACGGCGCAGAUUGUGAACAAUGUUCAGAUUAAGAUUUCGGACAUUCACAUCCGGUACGAGGACACGACGACGACGGGCUAUCCGUUUGCGUUUGGCGUGACGUUGAGCAACCUGAGCGUGCACACGACGGACAAGAACUGGAUGCAGACGCUGGUGUCGGAGUCGGUGACGAAGAUUUUCAAGGUGGCUCAGCUGGAGAUGCUGUCGGUUUACAUGAACUGCAACACGCAGCUGUUCCAGGAGCAGGAACCGGCGCAGUACAAGCGACUGUUUCAGGAGUCGAUCGCGGCGAAGAGUCACAAACCGGAGGGCUAUCACUACAUCUUCGGGCCGAUUAGUUCCGGAGCACGGUUGGAGAUGGUUCCGAAUCCGGAACUGGAGGAAAAUCCGUUUUCUUCGCCCAAGAUCAAGCUGAACCUGUGCAUGGAAACGUUGGCCAUCGGGAUAACCAAGGUUCAGUUCCAGAACACGAUGCAGCUGGUGGAAGCGUUCGGCAGGAUGAUGCGUGCCAUGCCGUACCGGAAGUACCGGCCGUACGGAAUCGGUUACAAGAACAACUACCGCGAGUGGUGGCGCUUCGCGUACACUUGCGUGCUCGAGGUGGAAGUUCGUCGCCGGCGUCGCAACUGGUCCUGGGAGAACAUGCUGCGCCACCGGCAGAACCUGAAGCGCUACGAGGAGGCGUACAAGGCGCAGCUGACGGCGAAGAAGCUGACGCCGGAGAUAACGGCUCGGUCGGAGGAUUUGGAGAGGAUUUUGGAUUUGCACAACAUUGUGGUCAUUCGGCAGAAGGUGGAGUUUGAGGUGCAGAAGGAGGGCAAACGGCAGGAGGAGGAGCAAAAGGGGGGCUGGUUCAGCUCGUGGUGGGGAGGAGGAGCGAAGAAGACGGACGAUGCCGAUAAUGCAGCGGAUAUAAAGAAACAAUUCGAGGCCGCCAUGACGUCCGAGGAGAAGGCCAAACUGUUCAAAGCGAUCGGCUACCAGGAGAACGAUUCACCGACGGAACUGCCCGAGUUCUACGUGGCCCAGAUUCUGCAGUUUGAGCUCAACCAACUGAAGGUUUCGAUCAAGUCGGAAGUGACGGUCGGUUCGCAGGAGCGGGUUGCGAGUCCCAGCCAGCUGCUGGAUCGCGUAAUGCUGCUCGAGCUGAAGAACGUCAAGUGUGGCGUCCAGCAGCGACCGUCGGCCGGGGCGAUGAAAGCUUCGCUGCAGAUGCAGGAGCUGACCAUUUCCGGGCUGCGCCAGGGUGAAGUGUUGCCAAUCAUGGUGCGGUCACAGCUCGAGGGUUCGGAUACGCUGCUGGACGUGUCGUUUGAAACGAGUCCGGAGGAUAAAAAGUGCGACCAGCGGGUCGUCGUUACGUCGCGCCCACUGCAGAUUAUCUACGACGCGGAGACGAUCAUCCAGCUGACGAAGAUCUUUCAGAUGCCGCGCACGGCGACUAUUUCGCAACUUACGGAUGCCGCGGCGGAGAAGUUGGUCAACAUCAAGGAACGGUCCGCUACCGGACUGCAGUACGCCAUUGCAAAUCAUCCUCGGUUGGAGCUGAACGUGGACAUUAGCCCAAGCUUCAUAAUUGUCCCUCACGGAGGUUUGUUCUGCAGUCGCGAGGCCGUGCUGGUCGUCAGCUUGGGCAAACUGCUGGUGCAGACGGAGCCGCGUCCAAUCGACCAGAAAGACGUUCACACGAUGCACGAGGAGGGUGCCAACCAGGAGCAAAUCCUGCAGGAAAUCAUCCGUCAAAGCUACGACAAGUUUGUGCUGGAGAUUCGUGACGUGCAGGCCAUCGUGGCCACAAUCGAUGAGGACUGGCAGGGAACGCUGCGGUGCAACACCGUAACCGAGAUGCAUCUGCUGGAGCCGACUUCGUUCCGGAUAUCGGCGCACCUGUGCGUCAUCGACGACGAUCCGCGUCUGGCCAAGUGCAAGAUCUUUGGCGAGCUCCCGUCGGUGAACAUUUGCGUCACGGAACAGCGCGUGCUGGAAGCGCUUUCGAUCGUGACCAGCCUGCCACUGCCGGAGAGUGACAUCGAAAUUCAACCCGCGCCGAUCGCCAAGGACAGCAACGUGUUCAGCUCGAGUCUUUCGUUGCUCAAAUAUCUGGACGAAAAGCAGCAGAAGCUCACCAAAAUUCAACGUCCAGCGGACACGCUGAGCACGUCCGACUCCGUCGACGGAGAGGUAGUCCAGUUUAUCGAUCUGGAAGUUAACUUUGUGCUGAACGCAUGUUCGCUUACGAUCUACAAGAUCAGCGGAACCGGCAGCAGCUCGUCCGAGGCGUACGCCACUCCAACGGAGGAGUUUCCCUCAUCACCGCUGGAGCAAAGCCUGGCCCAACCUCGCAAGAGUGUCGCCUUCAGCAUGCCCUUCCACAGCUCGGACUCGCGCAAGAUUAUGGCCUUCCAGGUGCGGCAGCUCGAGCUGACCAUGGUCCAGCGGACGUACGACCUGAAAGUGGCGCUCAAACUUGGCGCCGUCACGCUGGACCAGUUCCGCGUUCGCAACGAGCAGGAAAACAUCCUGAACGUCAUCCAGACGCCCAAGUACGAGGACAACGACGAUUACCUGUUUACGCUGAACUACACCAAUUGCAAGAAAAACAGCCCGGAGUUUGCGACCAAGUACGAAUCGGUCGAGCAGGAAGUGGGCAUCAACUUCUCCACCCUGGUGCUGCUGCUUCACGAGGAAGCGCUGAACGAGCUGAUUCGCUUGGCCAACGACUUCCAAGUGCGCAUGGAGUCGGUGAUGAGCAGCAAGCGCGACCGGGAGCUGCAGCAGUUCCCGAUGCGCGACCGGAUCGCCACCAUCCACGAGGAGGAGAGCACGGCGACGGUGCUGCUGCAUGCGGCCCGCGAGAAGUUGCCCACGAUCCUGGAGGACGAUUCGGCGCCGGUGGGGGGAGCGGCGGGAGGAUCGAAAGCUAAUCGCAAACGACCCUCAAUUGUAGACAGCAUUAAGAUCAGGGUGGUGGCCAAGCUGGAGGACGUGACGGUGGAGCUGCAGAACGACAAGCGGUCCAUCGCUGUGAUGGAGGUUCAAAAUCUGACCAGCAGUGCCGUCGUCAAGACGUCGUACACCGAAGUCACCGUCCGUCUGCAGGACAUCAUUCUGACCGACACCAAUCCGGCGACGAUUCACACGAAGAUCCUCUCGAUCAUCGGCGACAACGCGCUCGAGGUGAAGGUCGUCCUGUUCGAUCUGGAGGCCACCUCGGACUACAACUCGGACGACAUGCGCAUCGAGGUGACGAUGGGUUGCGCCCGGAUCGUGUUCCUCAACUGGUUCGUGACGUCGGUGCUCGCCUUCCUGGACAACUUCCAGGCGGCCCAGCAGCGCAUCAAGGACGCCAGUGCGGCGGCGGCCGAAGCGGCCAAAAACAGUGCCGUGGAAGCGUACAGCAAAGCGACCCGCAUGAAGCUGGACAUCAAGGUGAAGGCGCCGAUCAUCGUCAUUCCGGUGGACUCGCGCAGCCUCAAAGCGGUCGCGAUGGACUUUGGCCAUCUCAGCAUCACCAACAACUUCCGGGACAUUGCGACCGAGAACAGCCACGGGCCGGCCGUGAUCGACGAGAUGAAGAUCGAACUGAAGGACAUGAAGCUGUCCAAGGUGGACGUUUGCCCGUCGGAAAUGGGCAACCUGUCGCACGUGUCCAGGUACGGCUCGGAGGAGAUUAUCUACGGCAUCGUGCCCGACCAGAGCGCGGUGCUGAGUCCGACCAGCUUUGCGUUGAUCAUGAAGCGGAACCUUUCGUCGGGGUGGUACCGGGAGCGACCGGAUUUGGACAUUUCCGGACGGUUGAAGGCGGUUGAGCUUAACUUUAUCGCCACCGAUUACAGCGUAAUCAUGCAAAUCCUUUCGAAGAAUAUGACCGAAGGCCAGGACGAGUUCAAAAAGGCCGAAGUCAAGCUGGAGAAGUCGCCGACGAGUCCGCAAAUCACUGAUUAUACUUGUUCCAACGCUGACAAUUCUGCUACUGAUGGUAAAACAACCUGGUCUUCCGUAGCCAAGAAAGCUACCGCAAAACCGUUCGGGCUGGACGUGGCGGAACUGCGCGCCAAGCAGGAAGCGGCCGCCCGCGAGAAGGAGGAAGCCGCCAAGCAGAAGAUCGACACGUUUCUCAAGUUUAGCUUCCAGAUCGACAGCAUCAACAUUAAGCUGUUUACGGCUCCGGGCGAAGGCCUAGCCGGGUUCGAGAUAUUCUGCCUGUCGUUGCAAGGCAAAAAGCUGACCGAUGGGUCGCUCAACACGGCCAUCAUCCUGUGCGACAUACGGCUGGACGACAUCCGCCCAAACAGAGAGAACAUGCUGACCCGGCUGAUGGAGCGUCGCUCGACGGCCGAGGCCAACAUCAGCAUCCUGAGCGGGCGCAGUGACGAUGCGGAGACGGCCGCCCUGACGGCGCCGCUGCACUCGAUGAUCGACGUUACGUUCAACAUGAAGGAGAACGACAUGUUUGCCGACGUGAAGGUUUCGAGCUUCAAUCUGAUCCUGUCGGUGGACUUUUUGCUCAAGAUUCAGCAGUUUUUGCAACCGGAAGAGCUGGUCGAGCAGAAGGCGCUGCAGGCGGCCGAGGAGCAGGCUCGCAGGGAGCGCAAGACCAGCACGUCGAAUGUCCCCGCGGAGAAAUCCGAGCCCGGACAGAUGACGGUGAUUAUAAAAAUCGAACAGCCGGACAUUAUUCUGGUGGAGAAGAUGGACGACAUCAACUGUUACGCGUUGAUUUUGAACAACGAAAUUCAACUGAACGUGCGACUGAUCGGCGAGCGGCAAAUCAUCAAGGGUGAGCUGAAGGAUCUCUGUCUGUAUUACGCCGAGUUCAACCCGGAGCGUCGCAACGAUACGAAGCACUUUGUGAUCCAUCCGUGCUCGAUCAGUCUGAACGGAUCGACGCCUGAGGGCAAGGGGCUGCAUUUGGGGCUGAACACGACCAAGAUCAAGAUCAGCGUGUCACCGGCCGUGAUUGAACUGAUCAACAACGCGCUGAUGACGCUAACUGCGAACGAGCAGGUCAAGCUGGACGAAACGCAGAAGACGGUCAACUAUAGCGAUCUGUGGGACAUUAAGGACUACAAUCCGGACGAUUUCUGGUUCAUCAGGCCGGAAAUGGCAGAGGAUGCGCUGAGUUUGGAGUCGGUUUGCCGCGAGAUUAAGGAGGAAAAGUGCAUGGUCGAAGUGCCGUCGAUUUCGUUGAUCAUCGAAACCGGACUGGGCAUCAACACGAUCCCGAUGCUGUUCAUCGAGACGAACAUGCAGGCGGAGGUGUCCAACUGGAGCUCGGAAAUGAAGAUCAACAGCUCGUUGCGGCUUAGCAUGUCGUACUACAACCAAGCGCUGGCUUUGUGGGAGUACGUGAUCGAGCCAAACGAGGUAGAACUGCCGAAUGGGAACGUUGAGCACAUUCCUUGGGAGCUGACGCUGGAACUUGAGGUCGAUCACCACGAGGAUCGCUCGCGGGAUCCAACGACCCGAAUCAACGUCGGUUCGCGAGACAGCUUAGAGAUGAGCGUUACGAAGACCUGCUUGGACGUGUUUCAGAACCUGGGCAAAGCAUUUUCCGAAGCGAUCAAGCGUGAAGGUAUCGUCAAGACGGAAACGCAAGCACCGUACAUGGUUCAGAACGACACCGGCCAGGACAUCAAGAUCAACUUUGUGGGAAGUGAUUUCGUCAUUCAGGCGAGCCAUUUGCAGUCGGGUCGCGAAGACGAACUGAUCGCGAUCGAGCAAACCGGCAGUCAGGAUGUUACGAGCUGUAUCGUGAUGCCAAAUGGACGGCUGAAUCUGGAACCACGUGAAAAGGACAACGAUCUGUCGAUGGUGACGGUCAUGCAGGACAACGAAAACAGCGCGACGCACAAAUUCCUCAAGGUGAUCGUGGGCGACACGGAGAAGGAACUGACCCUGCCCGUCUACAAAUCUGACAAGCGGUACUUCCCACUGUACCGCAAAACCGACCAAGAACCGUGGGCCAUCAUCUCGGAGGUCAAGAUCGAACACGGCACCACCGUAGUCGUGCUGCGAGGCAUCGUCCAAAUCUACAACCACUUCACUGCCCCAAUCUACGUGCAUCAGUUUGUCGAUCACGAAAAGUACCUCGUCGGAGAGGUCCGCUCCGGAGGAUUCUUCAACGUCCCGCUCUACUUCCUGUACAGCGACUUCAAAGAGCUGCACUUCUCCAUGAAAGGCUACCACUCGUCAGCCCAGGGCAUCAGCUGGAAGGAAUCCCCCAACCACACCGAACUGAUCAAAUCGCUCCAGUGCGAUCCGAUCAAAACCUUCGAGCCGUUCCACAUCAACGCCGUCCGCGAACGGCACGACGUCUUUCACGAGGUCACCUCGAAGCACACGAUGCUGAGCGCCUGCUACGAGAUCCACCUGCGGCCACCGCUCAUGCUGCGCAACGCCCUCCCAAUCGGGCUGACCAUUUCCGUGGCCGGUUGCUCGGUGCGACGCGAACUGGACGCCGACCUGGUCACCAGCACCGAGAGCCUCUCGAACGCCUCGACGAUCGUCGGCGAGGACUACCUGGACUAUGGCGAGAAGCUGCUGCGGCCGGGCGAACUGCUCCAUCUGCCAACGGUGAAGACGGCCGCUCGGACGGCCACCGAGACGACCUACAUUGUGGCGAGGCUGGUCAACUACCUGGAGAAGGACUGGUCCUGCACGACGGAGAUCCCGGCCCAGCCGCCGGAGUUUGGCGUGUGGACGUUCAACGCGUACGACUCGGUGGAGGUGAUGUCACUGCAGCUGGGUGUGAAGUACGAGAGCCGCACCGACGGGUUGACGCUGAUUGUGUACUGUCCGUUCUGGAUGCUCAACAAGACGGGGCUGAUGCUGAGCUAUCGGGUACGAAGAGCAAGAAUUUGUGAGAAGCUUUCGGCGAUCAGCUGUGGGUCCAGAGCGCAAAAACCCAACGACGAAAACACCAACAUCCUGUACCACCCGCCCGAGUACGACGGGCCGAUCCUGUUUUCGUUCCGCGAGAAGGUCUUCUUCGGCAAGAAGAAGGCCGCCAUCCGGGUGGACACGGGCGAGUGGAGCGAAAAGUUCUCGCUGGACGUGGCCGGCUCGAGCGGGGUGAUUGCGUGCCAGGCCAACAAUAUGACCUAUCAGAUUGGCGUUCACAACACGUUGACGCACAACUCGCUGACCAAGCAGAUCGUGUUUAUGCCGUACUUUAUCCUGAUCAACCGGGCUGAUUUUGACGUGGAGGUGCAGGAACAUUUGCGCCCGGGUGAUCCCUGGACCAGGGUGAAGGUGGAAGACUGCGUUCCGCUGUGGCCCAAGACGGAGGAGAACCGGAUGUUGCGGGUUCGGGCGGUGAACAGUACGCAGAUUACGGCUCCGUUCAAGUACACCGAAGUGCAGUGUACGCUGCUGCAGCUGAAGAACCGUUACGGAGGAAUUAAUGUGGACGUGCACGUGACGGAGGGCGCCAUCUACAUUACAUUUACCGGGUACCACGCGGGUGACGCUCCGGCGCUGCUGAUCAACCACACUAGCGAAGAGUUUGCCUUCAAGGAGAAGGGCGAUGUGAACGGGAAGAUUUUGAUGCCCAGUCAGAUGGUUUUGCAUACGUGGAUCAACCCGGCUGGUGAUCGGAAGAUUGUCUGGGACAGUGGUUCCAAGCUGGUUUCGGUUGAGAAUGAUCUGCGCCGGGACGACAUUAGCGAGUUCAAAUCGCCCACGGACAAGGACAUCUUUUGGGUGUCUUUCCUAAACGGAACUCAGCGCGUUCUGCUGGUAACCGACAACGCCAACAUUGCGUACGAAGUGCACAGUUCCAGCCGGCUGGACCAGGUCACGCAAGAAAUCAAGCUGGAAAUCCACGGCGUCGGCCUGUCCCUCGUCAACAACAGCAAACAGUGCGACCUGAUGUACAUCGGAAUCGCCAGCUCCGGCGUCAUCUGGGAGGAACGCAAACGCUCCGGCCGCUUCAAGCAGAUGAAAAUCCAGGAAACCUACUCCAUGGAAAGCUCCUUCCAGCAGUACCUCCGCGAUCAGGAAAUCGGCGCAUCAGCCAGCAAAAAGUACUUCCUGGAAGGAGAGAAACGCAUCGAAAUCGACUUCACGCGAAACAUCGUCAAGAAAUCAACCGAACGUGACAUCCGCCGAACCUUCUACCCCGGACUCUGGUUCGAGAUCAAAUCGUCCUCGCACCAGCUUCAAUUCCACGCCAAAAUCAACCGCAUCCAGAUCGACAACCAGCUCACCGACUGCAUCUUCCCCGUGGUUCUCGCCCCAAUCCCACCCCCGAAGAGCGUUGCGGCGACCACCGAGUUUAAGCCGUUCAUCGAGAUGAGCAUGGUGCAGCGCAUCAUUCCGCACUCGAACGUGAAGCAGUUCAAGUAUCUGCGCGUGCUGAUGCAGGAGUUCCACGUGAAGGUGGACCUGCUGUUUAUCAACGAGAUCUUCGAGAUGAUCAGCUCGGAGACGACGGAGGCGGAAGCGAAAACGCUGUUCGCCGAGGACCUCAAGGUACAAACGCAACCGCUGCACGCCCACGUCGCCAUCCAGUCCCAGGCGGAGGUGAAGAACUUUUACGACAACCUGCACCUCGGUCCGCUCAAGAUCCACGUCAGCUUCUCGAUGGCCGGCUCGGAGUCGAAGGCACUGCCCGGCAUCCUGUCGACGAUCCUGCAGGGCGUGGGCGUCACGCUGACCGACAUCAACGACGUGGUGUUCCGGUUGGCGUUCUUCGAGCGGGAGUUUCAGUUUUUGACGCAGCGCCAGCUGGUGUCGGAGUGCGUCACGCAUUACAGCGGCCAGGCGGUGAAGCAGCUGUACGUGCUGGUGCUCGGGCUGGACGUGAUUGGGAAUCCGUACGGGUUGGUCGUCGGGUUUACCAAGGGUGUGGAGGAUUUGUUCUACGAGCCGUUCCAGGGGGCGAUUCAGGGCCCCGGCGAGUUUGCCGAGGGUUUGGUGCUGGGCGUGAGGUCGCUGUUUGGCCAUACCGUUGGUGGGGCGGCCGGAGCGGUUUCCAAAAUAACCGGUGCCAUGGGCAAAGGCCUGGCGGCGCUGACCUUCGACGAUGACUACCAGAAGAAGCGUCGGGAUGCGCUCAACAAGAAGCCGGCCUCGCUGCAGGAGGGAAUCGCUCGCAGCGGCAAGGGCCUGGUGAUGGGCGUGUUUGACGGAGUGACGGGCGUGUUCACGAAGCCCAUCAGCGGAGCCAGAGAGGACGGCGUCGAGGGCUUUUUCAAGGGGCUGGGCAAGGGUGCGGUCGGGCUGGUGGCGCGGCCCAUUGCCGGUGUAACGGAUUUCGCCAGCGGUAGCUUCGAUGCGGUCAAGCGGGCCACCGAGCUGUCGGACGAGGCGUUCCGGUUGCGGUCGCCGCGGUUCCUGCACAAGGAUGGCAUCGUGAGGCCGUACAACAGGAAGGAAGCCGAGGGGAACAAGCUGCUGAAGGAAAUCGACAAGGGCAAGUUUACCGCGUCGGACACCUUCGUGUACUACGAGUCGAUCGUGGACGGCAAGGACGUGGUCGUGCUGACCGACUGCCGGCUCAUCUACGCCACCAAGAGUGACCUGUUUGGGGGGUGGCAGUGCGACUGGACCCACCGCUGGACGGAACUGCUGAGCGUGUCUGUGGUGAACGACGGCGUUGAGCUGGUGCUGCGCGCCAAGGACAACAAAUCCGCCCUCAAGAAGAUGUUCAGCUCGUCCGGGAAUCAGAAGAAGGUGCUGCUGAUGCCAGUGGCCUUCCGGCGUAACCGGUUGGUCGAAGUGGCGCAGAAACUGAUGAAAUGAGCGCGUUUCUCUCUAGUCUAGAUCAUCAUGAAGAGUAAAAUUUUUACCGUUUAAAUAUAGAAGAAUAAAACAGUGAGUGCUUGAAGCAUUCGACAAUACACACCCACACACAGUCUACAUUAAAAUCGCUUAGCGAGGAUAGCUUAUCAUCGUUUACACAAACACAUUAGCUUUACAUGCGUUUGCCUGGGCGACGGAUUCUUUGCGUGAGAUGAAAAUGGUGAUAUUUACCCCAGUUAGAAUGUUAUCAUCCGUGUUGUACUACUCGCAGCUAUUGAAGUGUAUAUUUACAGUUUUGGCUGGUAGCCUUUGUAGCCACAUUUUCCCACUAAACCAUCUCCACCAAAAGCAUUCUUAGAAAUCGUAAUGUUUCGUACUUUUGAUUUGUUUGCGGCGACUUUUUUGAAAUAAUGCUGUACACAAAAGUAGGCAAAUCAUACAACCAAAAUGAGACCAAGUAGGAAACUGCUGUGAAACGCGAAGAUGCGACGCUGGAAGCAAUCUCUUUUUCUAAAUUCUAAUAUGGUAGGAAAACACUAUUGUUGCUUAGACUUUACCAUCUAUAUUAAAAUUACGAAAAAAACGAAACUAUUGGCACUACGCCCCCCGGGGCAUGGCCUUCCUCUAACGUGGGAUUUCUGCUCCAGCGCCUCUGACGAGACAGGAGAAACCGGGACCGACGUUUUACUUCACCAUCCGAUAGAAGCUCAGUGGAUAAGGCGGGAAUCGAGCCCGCGUCUCAUAGCAUCAUCGGGAUCGGCAGCCGAAGCCGCUACCCCUGCGCCACGAGACCCACGAUUAUUACGAGUGACGAAAUUACGAGUACAAAUACCAAAUCCCAGAGAUAACGAAACAUAAAAGAAAUGAUAAAGAUGUUCAUUAUUGUACCACAAACACAUUCUUUUGAUUCGCUCACGUGAACAUUUUUCUUGCUUUGUAUGUGUAUUUUUUACCUAUAUUUAUUCUUAGUUUUGUCCUACCAGAAGCAUGAAUAAAUGUAUCGAACUUA